AUGACUACGAAUUCGUCGCGAGAUUCAUGUCUGAAAGCUCUUAGACUUGAUCAAUGGCUAGAACAAGCCGAAAAUUUCCUGUCUCCUUAUUUGGAGAAAAAAGUCACAGUUGUGGCUCUUAUCGGUAAGGAUUCUCUAAAUCGUGCCAAAGGCGAGGACCUCAAUGAUUUCUUAAGGAUGGAUGUGUUUCCUCGCUGGACUGCAGAAGAGGAUACGAUGUCGAUCCAAGCCUUCUACUGUGUGGAUACAAACGUCAUUUAUUUGGUUGUGAACACCUGCGGAGACUUCACACAUCUUCGAAAAAUUUUCGCAGAUAACUCAGGGAAGAACUUCUUCGAAAGGAUAGCUGAGUCAGAGGAGGCAGAGAUUCGGCUACUUCAUUUUGUUAGUAUAUUUUCACACAUGGUAAUAUUCGUGGAGAGCAGUACUCGUUUCGACGUUUCUCUUUCUGAGAAGUUAUCAAGCGUGAACAAACUGAGGAAGAACGUACGCGAGGAUAUUAGUGAAUUACUGGAGGAGUCCACAAAGGAAGCAACCGAGUGGAUCAAGGAAGGACGUAUCGCUUGCCCUCGUAUUGUGUUUGCAUUCCAAAGGAAUAUUAUACGAAAUGAGCUCGGUUUUGUCAAGAAACGCGAAAUAUGCGAAAAAUUGGAACACAGCCUUGAAUCACAGAUCUACUCAGUCCUGAAGUGCUUUAAAUUGGUGGAUCAAUCAGAUGGAGACUCAUUCGGUUAUAUUCCUGAGAAUGAUGCAUUCGUGAACGUAAUGCAACCUGUGGCUGUAAAUGUGAAUCCGUUGUCUGAUAUCCUGCAGAUUGCGCUUGGGGAGGAAGUGAAUGACGAUACGGAUGAGAAAACAGAAAGGAUACCCUCGUUCAGCAGAUUUCUGAGAAUCCAGCUUGAUGCUGUUCGCAUGGAGAAGUCAAAGAUUUAUGAGACUCCAAAACUGAAUUUAUGGAUAAAAUACGCUAAGGCUGCGCUGGAAAUUAUCACUCCUAACUCGGAAAUCGUCAGUAAGAAAUUAGUGAACCAGUAUGUGAAUAGACAGUUACAGUUCAUGCGAAUGCUCAACGCUAAACAUCUGAAGGAAGCGAUUGCACGUUACACAGGGGCGUCUCCUGGAUUUGGCAAGGGCAAGGUAAUUACUGAGCGAGGACGGAACCAGGUAUUCACCAAAGCUGAACAUGACCAGAAGGUUGCUCUCGCUAUUGCUUACUUGGACGCAGUACUGGUUGGAGAUCGUGACGAUGCAAUUGCACAGGUUCGCGCCGCCUGCGAUAAUUUAUGGCAAGGAGGAAUGAGAGGUUGCGAGGAGAUCUCAAUGACUGGAAAUCGUUGUCAGCUGAAGGUUCAUGCUACAAUAGGCGAUGCAUCCGUACCAAGCUCUGAAUGGGAAAUGCAUUCUAAUGAUGUCACAUACCUUUCAACGUGCUCUUGUGGCCGACGUCAAGCUGUGCGAAGGGAUCCGUUCACUCUCAAAGAAGCAAAUUACGAUUUCUAUUUUGAAAACAAGAUUUUUUCGUGUUGUGCUGGAUUGGAAAAGCACGUGUUUGCGGUAUUGGACGAUGACAGUAGUGAUGCUGACAAGGAUUUGUGGUCCGGCAACGAAAACUGGGAUGAAGGUGAAGCGGGUGGCUCUAAUCCUCUUUAUCGGGUGCCUUCAGCAAUGUCGAGGGAACGUCAGAAUCCCGAGGACGAUGCCCAUCCGACAGAAGGUGAAGAAGAAGAUGGCAUCGGGAGUGACACCGGGGAAGAUACGGUAAGCAACGCAGAGCCUGAAACGAUUGAAAGCUCGUCACAAUCAUCGGUGGAUGAUGACGUUCGCUUCCGAGAUAUGCGGUCGUAUCUUGAUGAUGAAUCAGUUUCUUUUGUGAAGAUUCCUCAUACGAAGCUGGACGAGGCAGCAAUCGCCUUCGAAGCCCGGCUUAAGAAGUUAAGAGCAAAGCAGGCGAAGCAGCGCCAUAUUGCACUGGUGCCACAUUCACGUCACCAGUGCAACAAGCCACUAGUUAUUUUUGAACUGGGUUUAAUCGCUUUGACAGCACGUGUGCUGGAUGCCUUACACGUGUUUUUCAUGAGAACAAAAGGACAUUCAUAA
This is a messenger RNA of Necator americanus (New World hookworm), 2097 nucleotides long. RefSeq lists its product as uncharacterized. NCBI's taxonomy places the organism in Eukaryota, Metazoa, Nematoda, Chromadorea, Rhabditida, Ancylostomatidae. The coding region runs from base 1 to 2097 and encodes 698 amino acids. The transcript has 17 exons. The record is from RefSeq and is a predicted model, not a curated record. Gene Ontology annotation, biological process: nuclear-transcribed mRNA catabolic process, nonsense-mediated decay.